CAGCAGAUGUAGGGAGGGGAGUGAGUGUAAAAGGCAAAGAGAGGAGGGGGAUGGUGAAUACCAGAUUGUACCUCUGAGAGGGGAGCAUCUGUCACUCUCCAUCUUGCUCUCAGUCCUAGCCCAACCACUCCUGGUUCUGCUGCAUCUCACACUCCCAGGCUUGGAUACGUCUAGCAGGUAGUAAUAACAAUGGGGGCAAAAUUGAGUAAGAAGAAGAAGGGAUAUUGCCUUGGUGCUGGAAAAGAUGGAGAGUCUACAGAAACAACAGAGGUUGAACAAAAAGAAACGGAGACUCAGAUGGGACAAAAAGAUGCAGCAGAACCAAAUGGAGAAAAUGCCCUUACUGAUCAAACUCCAAAUGGUGGUGCAAGUGAGGAACAAAAAUCCAAUGCAGGGAAAAACAGCAUGGAGGUUUCCUCUGAUAAAACUACCAAAGACGAUCUAAAUAAAGACCAAAAGUCUGAAAGCAAACCUAGUGCUGAGCAAACAAAAGUAGAAGAGUCAAAUCAAGAGCAAGACAAACCUGAGCAUGCCAAGAGUUCAAAUAUAUCUCAGACGGUACCAGAAGCUGAAAAAGAAGUUAAGAGUCAACCUGAAGAACAAAAAACUGAUCAUAACAAGGAUAAAGAGUCUAUUGUUAAAGAUGAACCUACUCAGGAAUGCAAGUCUAUAACAGAACAAGAAAGUUCAGGGUCUAAACAGUCAAACAAAUCAGUUACUGAACCCUUAGCUCCAGUACCAGAUCAGAAAGAAGAGGCAGCAAAGCCAGCACCUGAUCCAGAGACUAAGGUGACUGUAGAAAAGAUGGAGAAAGAACAAACAUCGCUGCCAACAACAGAACCCCUUUCAGAGCAAGUAACAAAAGAAGCAACACCGGUAACAGAUGAUGUGAAAGAGCCAGAAAAAGUAAAUGAGAAAACAGAACAAGUAGUCUUGGAAACUCCUACAGUGGCUCCUCUAUUGCAGGAGCCAGAUUCUGCACCAGAAGUUGAGGUAGCAGAGUCUGAACCUGCCAGUAAUGUGGUUGAACCAGAGACUGAAGUCUCCUCCUUGUCUGAAACUCAACCAAUCACAGAGUUGGCAAAGCCUGAACCUGAUCUUGCACCAGAACCAGUAACUGAGUCAAAGGUUUCUGAAGAGCCUAUGGCGCCGGUCCCAGAGGUUGAGACUGUAGAACCGGUGACAAACCCAGAAUUGGUGCCUUGUCCUGAGCCUGAAAAGUUAAGUGAAACUAAGCAAGAAGUGGACUCUAUACAUGAACAACUGCCAUCAAAUGAAGUGCCUGACUCCACCGCUCAUGUUGAAGAUAAUGAGAAGAAUGAUGAAACUUUAGGUAAUGAUGACCUGGAUACAAAAUUAGUAGAAACCCAGGCAGCUACUACUGAAUCUGAAGCCACAGAGCAGCCAUCUGCCGAGAAAGUCCCCAAUCAGGAUGCUCCUAUAGCUGAAAAUAACCCAUCCGAACAAGCUACUGAAGAAACGCAGGAAAGUAAAGUCCAGGACACUGUCUCCACAGAGCAGGAAGUAGAUAAGGAAACCCAAGAUGAGGUUAAGGAAGAUAAACCACCAACAGAUCAUGGAAGUCUACAAAAAGAUUGUAAAGAUACAGAAGAGGCUGCCUUGGACACAUCAAAGAAUGUGAAUGACCAAGUUGCCCCUGAAGAUACAGUCGUUGAUGCAACUCAUGAUAACAAUUCUGAAAUUGAAAACCAUGAAAUACCUGCUGAAGAAUUAUCACAUGAACCAUCUGCACCUCUUAUUGUUGAGAAGCAUGGUGUCAGUAAUGGCUUACCUCUGAAAGAAGACGUGAAGGAGCAUCUAGAGAAUGGAUGUGACACAAACCUUCAUGAGCUUAAUGGGCAAAGUGAAGGUCUUGAAAUUGAAUUAUGCAAUGAAUAAAAGCAUGGGUUUUUUGUCCUGGUUCCAAGGUGAAAUGAUGCAAAACCUCCACAACCUGGUAAACUGUAUACAUUGUCUGUGACCAAAUCCUCCAUGAAUAAAUUUUACCAUAUGGAAGCAAAAUAAUAAACACCCUGACCAAACCUUUUAUUAGUGACUCAAACCAUACGAUUCUGCCAAAUUUAUUAUAGCUUAACUUAUUCAUUGAAUCUCCUAAAGGAAAAUAGGAGUGAUAUUUAUAUUCAUGUUUUCUAUUUGAUGUUCCAAAAGGCCAAAUGUGACACAAGUGACCAAUGCCCAUGAAAAAAAAAAUUCUUGUGAGCUUAACCUGAUGUUCAAAAUGUCUUAACGCAUGAACUUCACAAUGUUUUCCACAAAUAAAAUGUCAAAUUUAA
This is a messenger RNA of Hyla sarda, 2294 nucleotides long. RefSeq names its product fibrous sheath CABYR-binding protein-like. The coding region runs from base 190 to 1899 and encodes 569 amino acids. NCBI's taxonomy places the organism in Eukaryota, Metazoa, Chordata, Amphibia, Anura, Hylidae. The record is from RefSeq and is a predicted model, not a curated record. The transcript is spliced from 2 exons.